This is a messenger RNA of Aspergillus steynii IBT 23096, 934 nucleotides long. RefSeq names its product acetyltransferase fmaC (gene fma-AT). The transcript is spliced from 3 exons. The record is from RefSeq and is a predicted model, not a curated record. Lineage: Eukaryota; Fungi; Ascomycota; Eurotiomycetes; Eurotiales; Aspergillaceae. The coding region runs from base 4 to 921 and encodes 305 amino acids.
UUAAUGUCCUCAGAGAGAUACCAGUCGGUCGAGUUCAAGACCAUCGACGGCAUCACCCUUCGAGGGUGGUGGUAUACCGUACCCGGUCCGUCCCCAGCCAUUGUGAUGACACAUGGAUGGAAUUGCGUAAAGAACAUGCUCUUACCGGAUGUCGCCGAGAGGUUCCAAUAUCUAGGAUACAACGUUCUCCUCUACGAUGCACGAACCGUCGGAGCCAGCGAUGGUGAGCCCCGAAAUCAACCCAGUCCAUACCAGAUGGCCGAAGAUAUCUCCGACGCUGUCAGCUAUGUCUCCUCUCUGCCCUCCGUGUCCACCGACCAAAUCAUUCUCUGGGGCAUGUCCUACGGUGCGUCCGUCAGCGCCUGCGCUGCAGCCGUAGACCGCCGCCCCAAAGCCCUCGUCAUGAUAUGCCCGGUGUUCAGCUACGUCCGAGGCGACCGGCGCGAGCGCGCCUUUGCCCAGCUCAUGCGUGACCGCAGUUCCCAGCUUCAGGGCAAUCCGCCAAUGUCACUGCAGCCGUUCAACGCCCGAGGCGACAAUCUCAUCGGAAUGGCCGGCGCUGGGGGUCCGGGGGGGUUGGAGGCCGCGCAGCUCAUGCAGACGGCCGAGGAGCGCGGCUAUCCGGCGUUUCGAAGCCGCAUCACCCUGCAGGCCUACCACAAACUAGCCUUGUUUCGGCCCAAGGAGAUCAUGGCUGGUAUUGAGGGUGUGCCCGUGUUAAUGGUGAUUCCCGAAUGUGAUGAUAUUUCCAGCCCCGACGAGCAGCAGGCUGCGUUCGACCUCAUAAAAGGCACGCCAAAACGGGUGUAUGUGGCCGGAGGUAUGGGUCAUUUGUCCAUUCUGACGGCCAAAGGAUCAGAAGUCGUGAUGCAGGUCACGCUAGACUUUGUAAAGGCAGCUCUGGAGGGGAAGAUCACAUAAUGCUGCAUUUCCG